AUGGCCUUCUUGUCAAAUGCCAUCCUGGCUCUUGUGGUCCUCGCCACUUCCGUUCUCCUUCUUCCACGGUUAGCGGGGACUCUGCUUGGAUUAGUGUUUCGCAGCGCGGGUUGGCUGAUCCGUCGGCGAACACGUUCUCGUCGGGAAUAUGUGAUCGCGCGGGCGCGGUUGGAGGAGGAGGAGCAUCGAGUUCCGCGACCAAAGUCUUCUACAAACUCCUUGGCUCGGAGCCAAGCCGAAGAUGAGGAUUGGGAGAAGGUUGAUAGCUCUAGUGGGGCGAAGACUGUAAGUAGCAAUGAUAACGGAGAUGGUUCUAAGAAUGAGGGAACUACUCCAGAUGAUUGGGAUGGUAUUAUUGGUUUCUUUCACCCCUUCUGUAACGCUGGUGGGGGUGGAGAACGUGUACUUUGGGAAGCUAUUCGCGCAACACAGCAGCGCUGGCCCAAGGCUAUUUGUGCUAUCUACACUGGCGAUCAUGAAGUUAACAAGACUACAAUGCUGGAGCGCGUGGAGAACCGAUUCAACAUUCAUUUACACUCUCCGACAAUCGUCCUACUCUACUUGACUACGCGGAAAUAUGUGGUCAGCAGUUCGUACCCUUACAUGACGCUGCUUGGCCAGUCCCUCGGAUCCCUGGUUGUUGCGUAUGAUGCCUUCACGUUACUCGUCCCAGAUGUUUUUGUUGAUACCAUGGGAUACGCCUUUGCAUUGGCUCUAUGCAAGUGGCUGUUCCCUACAGUUCCCACUGGGGCGUACGUUCACUACCCGACAAUUUCAACCGAUAUGCUCUCCUCCCUUGACGACGAGACUGGUGUACAAGGUAUCAACUCUGGUGCUGGAAAGGGACUCAAGGGUACACUCAAGCGGCGGUACUGGCAACUCUUCGCCCAGUUAUACGGCUGGGUUGGACGCCACGUGGACGUAGUCAUGUGCAACUCGUCCUGGACAUCGGCCCACAUCCGCAAAUUAUGGGGCACAAGCAAAGCCAUUGAGAGCACUGAAGAAGGCACGGGAUCCUCAUCAUCACCCGCAGUGGUCUUCCCACCGACUGCAGUCUCCGAGCUCCAAUCAACAAUCACCGUCGACGCAGAGAGUGAACGAACUCGGCAACCAGUCAUCCUGUACAUCGCACAGUUCCGACCCGAAAAGAACCACCCUCUAGUUUUGCGCUCGUUCGCGCGCUUUCUCCAGGAACGUAACCGUAAUCCCGUUUUCGCGGAUAACCCGCCCCCACGACUCGUUCUCAUCGGUUCAGUGCGGCACUCGAGUCCCGAUGAAACACACAUCUACAACCUGCGACUCCUAGCACACGAACUGAAGAUCCGCGAUCAUACCACUUUCCUCUGCGACGCUAGUUGGCCCGCUGUACUGUCCCACCUCGGAACAGCCUCUGUCGGCGUGAAUGGCAUGUGGAAUGAACAUUUCGGUAUCUGUGUCGUGGAGUACCAGGCUGCGGGUUUGAUCUGCGUUACCCAUGACUCGGGCGGGCCCCGAGAGGAUAUCGUGAUUGAUCUCGGAGACGGUGCGACCGGGUUCCGUGCUGAAACGGAGGAGCAAUUCGCGGCUGCGUUUGAGGCGGCGCUUGCUCUUCCUGUCGAGGAGAAGAUCGCUAUGCGGCUGAGGGCGAGACGAUCCGCGUUGCGCUUUACUGAGGAGGAAUUCGCUAAGAAGUGGCUGGCUCAGGUGCAGAAGUUGGUGAAGGCUUCGCGGUAA
Penicillium malachiteum is the source of this 1713-nucleotide messenger RNA. Its product is annotated as alpha-1,2-mannosyltransferase ALG11. Gene Ontology annotation, cellular component: endoplasmic reticulum membrane. The coding region runs from base 1 to 1713 and encodes 570 amino acids. Gene Ontology annotation, molecular function: GDP-Man:Man(3)GlcNAc(2)-PP-Dol alpha-1,2-mannosyltransferase activity. Gene Ontology annotation, biological process: protein N-linked glycosylation. The record is from RefSeq and is a predicted model, not a curated record. The transcript has 2 exons. Lineage: Eukaryota; Fungi; Ascomycota; Eurotiomycetes; Eurotiales; Aspergillaceae.